GCGGGCCUCGAUCUGGCAGGGGCGCGCGCCGCGACCGCGGAGGCGUCGCGACCAGGCCCGCCCCGCGACGCGAUGGGCCUAGACUGGGAGAAGAUCAUGGAGCAAAAGCGCCAAGAUGAUCCAGAGCUCGACGCGACUCUCGAGUUCGAGGCCACGUCGGCCACGGACGAGGAGAACUCCUACGACGGCCGCCUCUCGCUGCCGGAGCUCGCGCGCCGCUGGGUGCGCGUCGUGGUCAGGGACUGCCCCCGCCUUCCGCAAUCGAUGGGGGGGUCGGACAACCGGCGCGUCGAGAACGCCCUGUGCACGGCGCGCAUGGCGCGCAUCCGGUGCCGGCCGUUCUCUGCUGAGGAGAAGAUCGAGAGGGCCAACCAGAAG
Messenger RNA from Prorocentrum cordatum, 378 nucleotides. Lineage: Eukaryota; Dinophyceae; Prorocentrales; Prorocentraceae. The record is from the annotation of a GenBank genome assembly.